Molecule: messenger RNA, 2052 nt
Organism: Culex pipiens pallens (northern house mosquito)
Lineage: Eukaryota; Metazoa; Arthropoda; Insecta; Diptera; Culicidae
Gene: mTTF
Exons: 2
Coding region: 101-1993 (630 amino acids)
Biological process (GO): termination of mitochondrial transcription; regulation of DNA-templated transcription
Cellular component (GO): mitochondrial matrix
Molecular function (GO): double-stranded DNA binding
Source: RefSeq, a predicted model, not a curated record
CGAGUUUUUUUUUCAAAUCGAUUCUACAGAUUCCUCUCGUAAUUCCGACGUGUUUUCCCAAAAAAAUGCUCAAUUAAGUGAUCCCAAUUCGCUUCCGCCAAUGUACAAACUAGUCCAAACCAGCUCCGGCCUGUGCCGGCUGCUGUCGGGUCUUUCGCUCGGUCGCGUCGCGUCAUGUGGCUUGCGUCAUCGGCUCUGGACGGGACCGGUGCGGGCGAACCGCGGCGACGAUCUGCACCUGCCGGGUGAGACUGUAAUAGACGCGACGGCCGUCCAGUCGGCGACGGCCUUGUGGCGCAAGGAGGAACUGCUGGAGCGGAUCAACGGGUUGAUGCCGUGCAGUGCGGAGGAUUUGGAGCGGAUCUACAAGGUGAACCGGAAGACGCUGCGGAACAUUCCGCCGAAGGCGAUUACGGACAAUGUUGCGCUGCUGCUGGAGCGGGGGGUUAGCGAGCGGGUGAUACUUGGCUUUCCGAAGCUGCUGUCGAUUGGGACUGAUGACUUGCUGGCUCGGUUGCAGAUUGUGCAGGGUUUGAACGCUCUGGAGGACAUCAAUCAUGUGGCGCCGUUUUUGAACCUGCAGCAGAGCGUGCUUCAGAACGUGGUUGCAAUUUCCCAGAAGGAGAACAUCGAGCAUGGGAAUCGGUUGUAUUAUCUUCGGGCCAAAACGGGGGUGGAAAUUGAGACCAUUGCGCGCUAUCUGGCAACCAGCAUCCGGGUGUACAAGGUGGCGCUGGAGAAGUUCCAGCAAAAUUUGAACUAUUGUUUGCGCCACCUGGAACCGCUGGAUGUGGUGAAGCAUUUGUCCAUUUUGGCCUAUGCCAGCUCAUCGAUCGUUGAGCGAUUGCAAAUGCUGAAGAACUCCCCCCUGCAGAAGGUCAAACCGUGGAUGAUUCGAGUUCCGAACAUUGCCCUGGAGCAGACGUUCGAAAAGGUGCUUGAAAAGGGUUCCGAUCCUAGCUUUAAAGAUGCCCUCACGGAGCUGUGGUUCGAGAACCACGUUCUUAAGCGGAUCGAGGGGGUGCUGGAUUGCACGGAAGAAGAAGCAAAAAACGUGUUUGACGCCGCCAAAGGAGCCCCUCCUCUGUUGGACAACAUCGAACUUCUGUGGCAAAAGGACAUCCGGAAGGACACGAUCCUGCAAAACGCGCCCACGCUGGCGGCCAAGAAAGAAGAACUUGCGAGCAAAGUGGCAACCCUCGAGAAGCUCGUCGGUCUGCGCGACCUAAACGAUCUUAUCCCACUCUGCGCACUAAAACCGUUCCAAGUGGCCAAAAUCGUCCGCACCAUGAACAACGAAGAGCUCCCCAACGGAACCAACCGAAUCUACCACUUCGCAGACCGAGCCGGCAUCGAACCCGCCAAAGUGGCCGCCCAAUUCUCCCGCCGCAUGUUCAUGUUCCGCGUCCCAAAGGAAAGCUUCAUGCAAAACCUCGACCAGUUCAUCGCCCACAUGGACCGCGACGACGUCCUCGCCGACCUGUGGGCCUUCAAGUACUCCCCCGCCGUCGUAGCCGAGCGAAUCGCCCGAGCCCGCGAAGUGCGCGGCAAGAAGCUCAUGCCCUGGAUGGUCCGCUGCCCGGACACCGUCCUCGAAAAGUCCCUCCAAAUCACCAAGGAAAACGGCGCCCUCCUCGGCGAAAACGAAACCAUCGUUGAGUACUUUGGCCGCCGGCUCGGCUUCGACCGGGACGUCACCAACUCGAUCUUCCUCAAAACCCCCUCCGUGCGGAACGUCCGCAUCACCAAGGUCAAAAAAGUGAUCGACUUCCUGCUCGAAGAGAUGGGCUAUUCGCCGCACGAUAUCGCGCUCAAUCCGCGGAUCCUCAUGCACAGCCUGCAAACGACCAAGAAGCGUAUGGCACACCUGGAGGAGUUGGGCUGCCGGCCGCGCUCGCUGAUUGUGGUGUGCAAAAGCCAACGGCAGUACGACCUGUUUGUGAAGGAGUGGCUCGAGGCGAAGGAACGGCGGAAGAAGGCGCAGGCGAGCUGAUGAGGAGCGGUGGGGUGAGUGAAUGGUAGUUUUUGAAAAUAUAUUCAUGUUUCAAGAGA